Molecule: messenger RNA, 1265 nt
Organism: Pezoporus flaviventris
Lineage: Eukaryota; Metazoa; Chordata; Aves; Psittaciformes; Psittacidae
Product: multifunctional procollagen lysine hydroxylase and glycosyltransferase LH3-like
Exons: 11
Biological process (GO): peptidyl-lysine hydroxylation
Cellular component (GO): endoplasmic reticulum
Molecular function (GO): procollagen-lysine 5-dioxygenase activity; procollagen glucosyltransferase activity
Source: RefSeq, a predicted model, not a curated record
CCGCCCCUCCGCCCCGGUGCCCGCCAUGGCCCCGCUGCUGCUCCUGCUCCUGGCGCUGCCGCCGCCCGCGGCCCUCGGGGACCUCCGGCCCGAGCAGCUCCUGGUGCUGACGGUGGCCACGGAGGCCACGGAGGGCUACGAGCGGUUCCUGCGCUCGGCGCAGCGCUUCAACUACAGCGUCAAGACGCUGGGAAUGGGUCAGGAAUGGCGGGGGGGGGACGUGGCCCACACGGUGGGGGGGGGGCAGAAGGUUCGGUGGCUCAAGGAGGCGCUGGAACCCCUGAAGGCGAGGGGGGAGCUCCUCGUGCUCUUCGUGGACAGUUAUGACGUGCUCCUGGCCGCUCCGCCCCCCGAGCUCGUCUCCUCCUUCGCCGCUGCCGCCGGCGGUGCCUCCCCCCCCGGGCUCCUGUUCUCGGCCGAGGCCUUUUGCUGGCCCCAGCCCGGCCUGGCCGGAGCCUACCCCCGGCCUCCCCCCCGCGGAAAGCCCUUCCUUAACUCCGGAGGCUUCAUUGGCUUCGCCCCCGCCAUCUGGCGCCUAGUCGAGAGGUGGCGCUAUCGCGACGACGACGACGACCAGCUCUUCUAUACCCGCCUCUACCUGCAGCCCCAGCUACGGGAAGAGCUGGGGCUGGCCCUGGAUCAUCAUUCCCGCAUCUUCCAGAACCUCAAUGGAGCCAUAGACGAGGUCGUGGUCAAGUUCGAGCCGGGGCGCGUGCGGGUCCGCAACGUGGCCACCGAUUCCCUGCCCAUUGUGAUCCAUGGCAACGGCCCCACCAAGCUCCAGCUCAAUUACCUGGGGAACUACGUGCCGUGGGGCUGGAGCCCCGAGGGCUGUGGGGACUGUGACUAUGGGCUCCGGGACCUGCGUGGGGUCAAGGCGGAGGCGCUGCCCUCCGUGCUCGUGGGGGUCUUUGUGGAGGAGCCGACCCCGUUCCUGCCCCACUUCCUGCGGCGCCUCCUGCACUGGAGCUACCCCGGGAGCCGCCUGCGCCUCUUCGUGCACAACAGGGUGCCGCACCACGAGCCCCACAUCGCCGCCUGGUGGCCGCGCCUGCGCCGCCGCUUCGCCUCCGUCCGCCUCGUGGGGCCCGAGGAGGGGCUGGAGCCGGGAGAGGCGCGGGACAUGGGCAUGUCCCUUUGCCGCCAGGACCCUCAGUGCGAGCAUUACCUGAGCCUGGACGCGGACGUGGCCCUGACCCACAAGGGGACCCUGCGGGCGCUGCUGCGGCAGAACCGGUGCGGCCCGCAUCCCAUAAUACCCCAUA